This is a messenger RNA of Cordyceps fumosorosea ARSEF 2679, 918 nucleotides long. Its product is annotated as Zinc finger, C2H2-type/integrase, DNA-binding protein. Gene Ontology annotation, molecular function: RNA polymerase II cis-regulatory region sequence-specific DNA binding; DNA-binding transcription factor activity, RNA polymerase II-specific. Gene Ontology annotation, biological process: regulation of transcription by RNA polymerase II. The record is from RefSeq and is a predicted model, not a curated record. Lineage: Eukaryota; Fungi; Ascomycota; Sordariomycetes; Hypocreales; Cordycipitaceae. The transcript has a single exon. Gene Ontology annotation, cellular component: transcription regulator complex; PcG protein complex. The coding region runs from base 1 to 918 and encodes 305 amino acids.
AUGGAUGAUUCUCACUGCUCCCUCCCCUCCAUCUCGAACCUCUUGGGUCUCGCGGAUGCUGGUUCGCCCACGACAGAUCCGUCACCAACAUCCUACCGCGGAUCCCCCAAAACACAAGGUACGGGAACUCGAAAGUGCUGCUGCUGCUGCCUUGACAUACACGGGCGGAGCAGGCGAGAGUUCGGCAACCUGGGAAGCCGUCCGGGCUCCAGGCACUCGGGCGCGUUCCAGCACCACCACCGCCGAGGGCUCCCGCCGACACCGCCACUGAGCACGGGUAGCGCAUACGAUGGCUACGGCUCGCCGUCGAGCCAGGAGAGGGGACACUUCCCGUUCGACUCGAGCAGAUCCUCCUCAUCCAGUCGCUUCCACGAGACGACGCCACCCCUGGAGCAGCAAGCGGAGCGUCCACAGCAACUGCAGGCCGCCGCCUCGCGGGCAUCACGGCUAUCUAUCCCCGUGCUGCCGCAACGAUUCACCGCCCCCGGGCAUCCCCAGCAGGCCGCCACCGGCGCCGCGCCGCCAGGCUACUACGGUGUCUCCGGUCACCAUGCCCUAGCACAGCAGCCCUUCCCCCAUCCCUACGCCGCCCAGCACAACAGCCAGAAGGCGCUCCCGCAGUCUUUCCUGCCUGCGCAGGAGGGCCAGAAACUGUGGCAGCACCACCACUAUCUGCAUUCGUCGCAGAGCAGCGUCUACCCGCAGGGCCAGGACAAGUACCUGUGCCCGAUGUGCAACAAGGCCUUCAGCCGGCCGAGCACCCUGCGGAUCCACAGCCGCUCGCACACGGGCGAGAAGCCGUACAAGUGCGCGUAUCCCGGCUGCGGCAAGGCCUUUAACGUGCGAAGCAACAUGAAGCGUCACGAGCAAGGCUGCCAUUCGGCCAGCGCUGCCCUUGGGAGCCGACCUAUGGUCUAG